Messenger RNA from Hippopotamus amphibius kiboko, 5903 nucleotides. RefSeq names its product toll like receptor 6 (gene TLR6). Gene Ontology annotation, molecular function: transmembrane signaling receptor activity; lipopeptide binding; Toll-like receptor 2 binding. NCBI's taxonomy places the organism in Eukaryota, Metazoa, Chordata, Mammalia, Artiodactyla, Hippopotamidae. The record is from RefSeq and is a predicted model, not a curated record. The transcript is spliced from 6 exons. Gene Ontology annotation, biological process: cellular response to triacyl bacterial lipopeptide; immune response; cellular response to diacyl bacterial lipopeptide. Gene Ontology annotation, cellular component: Toll-like receptor 1-Toll-like receptor 2 protein complex; membrane; Toll-like receptor 2-Toll-like receptor 6 protein complex. Bases 683 to 3073 code for a protein of 796 amino acids.
GAGGGCCCCGCCGCGCGUGACCCGGCCGCGGCCCCGAGCGCGGCGGAGGCCCCGGGCAUCCGCCUCCCCCGGCCUCCGCUUCCCCGAGCCGGGAGGGUCCCGGCCGCGCUUCCCGCCAGCCUCGGGAAACGUGGCUUUUCCGGCUGCGUGCCGCCGGAAUAAUAAUCCAUUGGAUGGAUGUACCACAGCUUGUUUAUCUUUUUACCUGUUGAAGGGUAUCUUGUCGCUUUCAGUUUGGGGCAGCUAUGAACAAAGCUUCUGUCAACAUCCCCGUGCCGAUUUUUGUGUGGACAUAGAUUUUCAGUUCAUUUGGGUAAAUACCUAGGAGUGUGAUUGCUGGAUUUUAUGGUUCACCAGCACAUGACUAACUGACAGUAGUAGCGAAGAGAACGUCAACUUACUUCUUUAUCUAAAAAGUCAUCUUUGAUAGUGGCCUGAUCAAAAGGCAAGAAGAGAAGCAAAGCACCUGAACUGCUUCAGACCGGGGCGCCCUCCCUCCACCAGCACAGCGGCAACAAGUCUUCAUGAGUGGUGAUGAAGGGGGCAUACAGGGCCCUCUUCUAUGUUUGAAGAGGUCAGGAUCACCAAGGCAUCACUGGGUACCUCUAUCAAAGGGAUCUGUAUCUGUAUCAAGAUGCUCUGAAGAAUAGCAACUACCUUUAGGAGUGUCUACUGUUACAAAAUGACUAAAGUGAAUUCUAGCAUCUUCCAUUUUUCCAUCAUCUUCAUAUUAAUACUUGAGAUCAGAACCCAAUUAUCUGAUGAAAGUGAAUUUUUAGUUGACAUAUCAAAAAAAGGUCUUACCCAUGUUCCCAAAGACCUACCCCUGAAAACAACAAUCUUAGAUAUAUCACAAAACUACAUUUCUGAGCUUCAGACUUCUGACAUCCUAUCACUAUCGAAGCUGAAGAUUUUGAUAAUUUCUCAUAAUAGAAUCCAGCAUCUUGACAUGAGUGUUUUCAAAUUCAACCAGGACCUGGAAUACUUGGAUUUGUCCCACAACGAGUUGGAGAAAAUUUCUUGCCACCCUACUCUGAACCUCAAGCACUUAGACCUCUCAUUUAAUGCAUUUGAUGUUCUGCCCAUAUGCCAAGAGUUUGCCAACAUGUCUCAGCUAGAGUUUCUGGGGUUGAGUGCCACACAGUUACAAAAAUCCAGUGUGCUGCCAGUUGCUCAUCUGCACAUCAGUAAGGUUUUACUGGUCUUGGGAGAUAAUUAUGGGGAAAAAGAAGACCCUGAGAGCCUUCAAGAGCUUAACACACAGAGUCUGCACAUUGUUUUCCCCAUAAGAAAAGAAUUCCGUUUUAGUUUGGAUGUGUCAGUCAGCACCGCAGUAAGUCUGGAGCUGUCUAAUAUCAAAUGUGUGCUCGAUGAUAAUGGAUGUACUUCUUUCCAAAAUGUUCUGUCAAAACUUCAGAAGAACUCAAGUUUAUCAAAUCUUACUUUAAACAACAUUGAAACAACUUGGAAUUCCUUCAUUACAAUCCUCCAGUUAGUUUGGCAUACAAACAUCAAGUAUUUCUCUAUUUCAAAUAUGAAACUACAAGGUCACCUUGACUUCAGAGAUUUUGACUAUUCUGACACUUCACUGAAGGCCUUAUCUAUACACCAAGUUGUCAAUGAUGCGUUCAGUCUUCCACAAGGUUAUGUCUAUAAAAUCCUUUCAAAUAUGAACAUCCAACAUCUCACAGUGUCUGCUGCACACAUGGUCCACAUGGUCUGCCCAUCCCAAAUUAGCCCAUUUCUGUAUUUGAAUUUUUCCCAUAAUCUCUUAACAGACAUGGUUUUUAAAAACUGUGCAAACUUGGCUAAUUUGAAGAUACUCAGUUUACAAAUGAAUCAGUUAGAAAAACUUGCAAAUAUAGUUCAUAUGACCAAGGAGAUGAAGUCUCUACAACAAUUGGAUGUUAGCCAGAAUUCCCUAAUGUAUGAUGAAAGUGAAGGAAAUUGCCCUUGGACCAGAAGUUUACUAAGUUUAAAUAUGUCUUCAAAUAUACUUACUGAGUCUGUUUUCAGAUGUUUACCUCCCAGGGUCAAGGUCCUUGAUCUUCACAAUAACAGAAUAAGGAGCAUCCCUAAAGAUGUCACCAGUCUAGAAACUCUGCAAGAACUCAAUGUUGCUUCUAAUUCUUUAGCCCACCUUCCUGGAUGUGGUACCUUUAGCAGCCUUUCCAUACUGAUCAUUGAGUAUAAUUCAAUUUCCAGCCCAUCAGCUGAUUUCUUCCAGAGCUGCCAGAAGAUGAGGUCCCUGAAAGCAGGGAACAAUCCAUUCCAGUGUACAUGUGAGCUAAGAGACUUUAUCCAAAGUGUAGGCCAAGUAUCAAGUGACGUGGUAGAGGGUUGGCCUGAUUCUUACACGUGUGAUUAUCCAGAAAGCUAUAAGGGAACCCCACUAAAGGACUUCCACAUAUCUCAGUUAUCCUGUAGCACAGCUCUGCUGAUUGUCACCAUUGGGGUCCCUGGGCUGGUGUUGGCUGUUACCAUGACUGUCCUCUGUAUCUACUUGGAUCUGCCCUGGUACCUCAGGAUGGUGUGUCAGUGGACCCAGACCCGGCACAGGGCUAGGAAUGUCCCCUUGGAAGAACUCCAGAGAAAUCUCCAGUUCCAUGCUUUUAUUUCUUACAGUGAACAUGAUUCUACCUGGGUGAAAAGCGAAUUAAUACCAAACCUAGAAAAAGAAGAUAUAAGAAUUUGUCUCCAUGAGAGAAACUUUGUUCCUGGCAAGAGCAUCGUGGAAAAUAUCAUAAACUGUAUUGAGAAAAGUUACAAGUCCAUCUUUGUUUUGUCUCCCAACUUUGUGCAGAGUGAGUGGUGCCAUUAUGAACUCUACUUUGCCCACCACAAUCUCUUCCAUGAAGGAUCUAAUAACUUAAUCCUGAUCUUGCUGGAACCCAUUCCACAGUAUUCCAUUCCUAGCAACUAUCACAAGCUCAAAGCUCUCAUGGCACAGAGAACUUACUUGGAAUGGCCCAAGGAGAAGAGCAAACAUGGACUUUUUUGGGCCAAUCUAAGAGCAUCCAUUAAUAUUAAGCUGUUGGAGAAAGCAAAAGAAAUAAAUUACACACAGAUCUAAAAAUAUUCCUCUGCUGCGUUUGGAAAAAUGUUGCUGCUUUUGGAAUCUCCAGCAAUGACUUUAUUUUGCAUCAACAUGGAUAUAGGGACUUCCCUGGUGGCGCAGUGGUAAAGAAUCUAAUCUGCCUGCCAGUGCAGGGCACACGGUUCGAUCCCUGGUCCGGGAAGAUCCCACAUGCCGCAGAGCAACUAAGCCCAUGUGCCACAACUACUGAGCCUGUGCUCUAGAGUCCGUGAGCCACAACUGCUGAGCCCACAUGCCGCAGCUACUGAAGCCUGGGCGCCUAGAGCCCGUGCUCCACAACAAGAGAAGCCACUGCAAUGAGAAACCAUGCAUACCCCAAGGAAGAGUAGCCCCCACUUGCCACAACUAGAGAAAGCCCAUGCACACCCACGCAGCCAAAAAUAAAAAUAAAUAAAUAGUAAAAUAAAUCUUAACAAAAAUGGACAUAAAUAUGAUUCUGAAUUUAGGCUGUAGAUGAAAAUCUGUACAUCCUUUCAGGCCCCAGUUUCCCGUGUACACGUGGUAAUAAAAGUUGAUGAGAUGACAUAAUUUCUAUUUAAACAGUUCAUUUCUCCCCCAUGAGGGAUUCACCUAUCUCUUUGCUAGGACUGAAUUCAUUGAAUUUAUCAUGUAAUCAAAAGAAGCACCUAUUCAAACAACUUCAGUGAAUAUAUGUUCCUGUGUGCCAGGGUCCAUGUUAGAAAACUCCAUACCUUUUAUACCUGCAGCUGGGUUUCUAGAGCAGAUUUCUAAAGCUAUUGGUGUCCUCCUCAUUUCCACUCAGCAUUUGCCUCUGCACGUUGAAGGCUGUUUAUUGCUAAUGCUGGAAACUCUUUGCCCGAAGGAUUUUCUUCUUGGCCAGGAGAAGCCACUUGGUCCACACAAAGGGCAAUUCAGAAGUGCUGGAGGUUGUCCUUGCAAGCAGCCAACAACUAAUGUCAGAAAGAGAAUUGGCGGGUACAUACAACUUUCUCACCUAUUUUUGGGGGGACAAACCUGGGGUAUACUUUAUAUUCUCCCUGAAUCUCCCAGUAGGAUGGAAUUCUGAUUCUCUAUGGUAGAAGUGACUUUAUUGGCUUCCUUUCUAUUUUUAUUCACAUCCUCAUUCCUCCAAGGGUGUUUCCUGAGAUCACCUCUGAGAUAAACUACUUGCAGUUGAAUACUUGUCUCAGGGUCCCAGACCAAGAGUGUGUUACAUUUCAGGCCAAAAGGAAACUGCGGCUGGAGAUCUUGCUGAGAUUCUAGUUUUCUGAACUAGCAUGCAGGAGAGCCUUUGCUCUUUUGAUCAGAAGGAGGAAUGUAGUUGAUGUUCUUCUAUACACAGCAUCCCUGUCUUUGAGGAAACUAUUAAAACAGGGCAUGAGCAGAUUGGAGCAGUGCAAGGAAUGGGCUUUAUCAGAAUUUUCCCCCCCAGCUUUAUAGCAGCUAUUUUCCAUACUCAUCAGUCAUUCCCUGUAGACUCUUUUACUCUGGUAGCCAGUUCUAGGCAGGUGUAGCCCAGCAGCACCUUGUCAUAGCUGCACGAUCUACUUCUCACUUUAUGCCCCAUGAUGUCACUAAUACCACUGUAUAGGAUGUUUGUAGAAAACUACAUUAUAUACUAUAACUCCAUGAUUACACUCAAGUCUGACUUUUAGUUGCUGCCAUUCUGCCAAGUCCUUGUCCCUCUCUCCUGUGUUAGAUUUAUUAGAUUGUCCAUUUCCUGGAAUGCAUGGCAUCUUCUUUCUUGGUUUUCACCUGUUGUAGUGGAACACAUCUUCCCAUAGUUUCCUAAGAAUGAGUGAUUUGAUGGUUAAUUUGGAGCAAGAGCUUAAAUGUCCUGCCUCAUAUUUGGUUGAUUGUUGGGCUGGGUCUAAAUUUCUAAGUUGCAAAUAAUUUCCUCGCAUAAUUUUGGAGAUUUUUCUAUUUUCUAGCUUCUAAUAUUGUAUUGAGAAGUGCAAUGCCAUUUUGAUUUCUGAUUCUUUGCAUUAUACGUGAUUGAGUUUCUCUAUAACGCUAAGCAACUCACUAAUAAAGCUAUAACAAUAACCAGCCCCUGAAUGAGAAAUCCAGACUUUCCUCUUCCCUUCUCUACUCUGUCCCUUUGCCACUCCCUCGUUUAACCUAUAUAUUUUAUUUUCUCCCUUCUUUUUGUCUCCAUUCCUUUCCUGUCCCUUGCCUUCCAUCCUCAUUUUCUCCAUUUUGCUGGUCCCCAUUCUUUCUCCCAGCUCUUUGAUUUGCCCCUUUUAAUCUGCUAUCCUUCUGGCUUUUCCAAACCUUCUAUUUUUCUCUCUUUUCCUCUUUAAUCUUUCUUUAGUCUUUGCUUAUCCUCUGUCUUCUCUCCGCAUUCCAAAAUAGAUAUCUAUAUAGAUAUCUAUACAGAUUUUUUUUUUCCUUUCUUGCCCCUAAAGCCUUUGGGAUAAUUUGUGAGGACACAAGUCCUGAUCGAUGUUUCUACAACAGGAUCAUCUGCAGAGUGAACAGGGUCAGCUGAGAAAGGGAGUAGGAGCUGGAAUCAGGGAGGUGAGGAAAUGAGAAAUAGCAAUAUUUGGCAUUACUGGCAAAUAUUAUGUGGUGAAUUAGAGUUCCAGUUGUUGGUUAAUUGUAGGAUGGCCAUUUAUUAACUUAAGACUCUAGCCCUAUCUGUUCAAUAUUGUAGCCACUAGCCAUGUGUGCCUAUUGAAUUCUUAAAAUGUGGCAAAUCUGAAUUGAAAUGUGCUGUAAGUGUAAAAUACACAUCAGAUUUCUAAGACAUUCUAUGAAAAAGGAAUGUAAACUAUCUUGUUAGUAGUUUUUUUUUAAUAUUACAUGUGAACAUUUUGAUAUAAUGGAUUAAAUAAAACAUAUA